Dovyalis caffra is the source of this 399-nucleotide messenger RNA. NCBI's taxonomy places the organism in Eukaryota, Viridiplantae, Streptophyta, Magnoliopsida, Malpighiales, Salicaceae. The record is from the annotation of a GenBank genome assembly.
AUGGAUGUGGUGAUUAAGGAUGGAAGUGCAAAGAUGGAAAGCAAAUUCAUCCUGUCCACCAAGUUAACUGUGGAGGGACCUCUUAGAAUGAAAGAGGAAUAUGUUGAAGCGAUUCUUGAGACACCAACUGUCAUUGAAGAAACAGUGCCAGAACAGCUAAAAGGUGCAUUUGGUCAGGCUGUUAGCACGAUGCAACAACUUCCUGUUCCUAUUAGGGAUGCCUUUUCUAGUGGACUGAAAAUUCCUCUAACCGGUACUUUCCAGAGACUCUUCAUGAUUUCUUACCUUGAUGAUGAGAUACUUAUACUAAGGGAUGCUGCUGGAAUACCCGAAGUCCUUACAAGGUUGGAUGCACCAGCCUCUCCAUUAGCAGAACCAAUUGCAGAGUAUGAGAGCUAG